UAUUUAUCUUGGUUCAAAAUUCAAAUCACACGAGUAGGAAACAACCCCCACAUCAUAGAUCGAUCGAUCUCCAUUUCCAAUCACCACCGGGCCGGCGAACAAAAUUCCGACCACCUCUCCGAUCCCGACUUCGAGAAUCAAUGUCCGAUCAAGAAGGAUCAGUCUCCACAGAAGUUUCUGGAAUCAGCGAAGUAAAAGAAUGGCUAUCCAAAACCUUCGAAGUUGCAGGAAAACCCGUUCCCGAAUUCGAAUACACACCACGCAGUGUCUCUCACUUGCACCAUCUCGUUACUCUCUCCAAAGCCAAAGACGAAGCCGCUCGUCUCGUCGCUCGUGAUUUUCGCCUCAAAGCCGCGGAAUAUCGAUCCCAAGCUGCAAGGAUUAGAGAGAUUCUGGAGAAUGUAGGUUUGGCUCAGGAGAGUUUACCGUCCAAUGUGGUUGCAUCGGCGCAGGUUCUAGCAAAUGUUUCUAAUUUGUUGAAUAUAAGAGAUACGGAACUUAGUAGCUUUCUUGUGGCAAUGGGUGAUAUUUCACUGAGGAAAACUGGUGUGGAGGAGAAAAGGGCUAAAGUGCAUAAGGAGUCGAAGUUUCUUCUUGAUUAUACUAGAAAGGCUAUUGCGAGGUUAACAUAUUUGAAAAGAACACUAGCCCAAUUGGAAGAUGAAGUAGCUCCGUGUGAGGCUCAGAUGGAAAGUUGGAGCAAUUACUUGAAAGUGAUGGCUCAAAAAGAAAGGCAGUACGUGCAACAAUGUGCCAACUAUGAGACGAGGCUCAACCGUGUGGGCUAUACCCCAGAGAUUAGCCAUAGGGUUUUGGUUGACAUGGCGGAGCAUAGGAAGGAGCUGGAGAGGCAAACUAAGCCCAUCCUUGAUACUCUAAGGAGUUACCAAGACUUGCCUCCGGAUAAAGCUCUGGCUGCCUUAGCAAUUGAAGAUAAAAAAAGGCAGUAUGCCGCUGCUGAGAAGCGUCUUGAAGAUGUAUUGCAAGCAGCUCUUUUAAAUGAGGGGUGAUAUACUAAUGUAAUUUCAAAGCAUAUUUUUUGGGUUUGGUGUUAAGCUUCUGUUUUUAAACCAGGCUUAAAAUGUACACUGCCUACAACAAUGAUGUAUUCGUGCUUCAGUUGAUGAUUGGAUUCAAAGACAGUUGAUUACCACUCAUAUAGAAAUAGUGUAUUGGAAAUUCUGUAUUUAA
This is a messenger RNA of Medicago truncatula (barrel medic), 1191 nucleotides long. RefSeq names its product AUGMIN subunit 1. NCBI's taxonomy places the organism in Eukaryota, Viridiplantae, Streptophyta, Magnoliopsida, Fabales, Fabaceae. The transcript is spliced from 6 exons. Gene Ontology annotation, cellular component: cytosol; HAUS complex. Gene Ontology annotation, biological process: spindle assembly. The coding region runs from base 141 to 1010 and encodes 289 amino acids. The record is from RefSeq and is a predicted model, not a curated record.